Exophiala oligosperma is the source of this 2722-nucleotide messenger RNA. RefSeq lists its product as uncharacterized. Lineage: Eukaryota; Fungi; Ascomycota; Eurotiomycetes; Chaetothyriales; Herpotrichiellaceae. The transcript has a single exon. The record is from RefSeq and is a predicted model, not a curated record. Bases 1 to 2709 code for a protein of 902 amino acids.
AUGGCUGAGAAAUUCAAGGUCGGCGAGAAUUAUGCUCUCAUAGGCACAUAUGAGUAUGACAUGCUUGACGAAGACCAAAUUCGUCUGUUGAGGCUCUUUCCCGAGACUAGCCACGGCGGCACCAAGUCACCACUUCAGGGUGAAUUACAAACCUAUCGAUUGACAAUUCCUGUCAUCGAGGCCGCCAAGCAGGAAAAUGAUGUCGAUAACGGAUGGGGCUUGGAGGAUGCUAAAGUCAUCGAUGAAGCGCCAGAGUAUGAUGCACUUUCUUAUACCUGGGAAAAUGUUUCGUACAGGAACGAAGAUGAAGUGGAGGAUUCUUUGGAGAAGAAGACGAAAACCACAGAGGUAAUCAAUAUCGUCGAAAACGAACAAUCUAAAGGCACCAUUGUCAUCGGCCCCAACCUCGCAAGUGCACUCAGGAGAUUCCGGAAAGAGAUCGAUCCAGAAUAUCCAUUGUGGCUGUGGAUUGAUUCUAUCUGUAUAACACAGAACAGCCCUCGCCAUAACACGGAGAAAAGUGGACAGAUCCAAAAAAUGGCCGACAUCUACCAGGAAGCCACGAAAGUCCGUGUCUGGCUGGGCGAAGAAGACGAGGAUAGCAACAAAGCAUGCAACUUUAUCAAAGAAAUCUUGAGUUUCAGGAAGUUCAAUGAACUAUGUCGAUCGGCCGAGUUUGCCACAAAAUGGAACGCGUUUAGGAACCUCAUGCAAAGACCGUGGUUCAAACGUCGGUGGAUCGUCCAGGAGGUGGCUUUCGCACAGCAAGCAGAAGUAUAUUGCGGUCGCGACAAACUAUCCUGGGAUGAACUUGCAAGUGCCAUGUCAUUGUUUGCCACAAAAGGACAUGAACUGCGUAAGAUUUUCCAAAAGUCCGAGAAGUACUGUUAUAAUGCGGAUCAUCUGGGUGAAAUCGAUGCAUACGGUGCGAAGACUCUGGUAGACACCAUCGAAUCCAUGUUCCGAAAGUCCGAGGAUGGAUAUAUCAUGGAGAAUUUGCUCUCGCUUGAGGCGGUUCUCACAAACUUGGCCGCCUUUGAUGCACAACGGCCUCAUGACUAUAUCUACGCGGUCAUGCGCUUAUCAAACGAUGCAAUUCCUGUAUCGGAGCUCAGUGCUCGGUCUCCUGUCUGCUCGCCCAAAUUGCCCACAGAAGGGUUUGCACGACAUUUAGGAAAACAAUCUGGUCAACUGUCCAAGACACCUUUCAGCUCUGACGGACAUUACCAUCAUUCCCCAGAACGCAUCAAUCAUUCCCCUGCCGUUCCGACUGUCAACAUACCUCAUACACCGGAUAUGAACCCCAAUUGGGACGACCUACGUGGAGACCACUCUCGUGGGAGGCCCAGGAGUAGAACUCCUCCCCACGCAAAGCUCCUAGGGGUGGAGCCACAUCGUAGAACAAGGUCGCGUUCGCGUGAGCCUUCACGGGCCGCAGCGAGGAAAGAUGCUGAAAGAGGCUUUCGGAUUCCGCCAAAGAACUUUGUCGUCAAUUAUGAACGAAGCCUCUUUAGCCUUUGCGUUGAGGUCAUGAAUUUUAUCGUGUCAAGAACAAAGUCGAUUGAUAUGAUCUGCAAACCAUGGGUGCCGAAUCUGAGCGGCGAUCAAAGUUUCUUCUCGGCAAUCCACGAGAUCCAUGAGCACGAUACUGUCACCAUGCCCUCAUGGAUUGCUUCCCUCGACAAGAGAGCAUUUUCCUGGAAUCCGACGGACAACGGGUACAGCUACAGCAGGAUUGCCGCAGAUCCACUCGUCGGCACCCAGUUAAAUGGAAUGAAGCCGUACAGCGCAUCUGGCAUUGUGCCAGUUCCAAACGAAUACCUUCCAUGUGCUGGGUCCAGCAAGCUGGUCGAUGGAAGAAUACUGAAGGCCCAUGGAUUUGUGCUUGAUACCAUUGAUAAACAUGGGUCGCCUGCGCACAAUGCUGUGAUCCCAUCCAAGUGGCUUGAGAUUGUGGACUGGAAGGAAGCAAAGCGACCUUCUCCCGAGAUGAGUGCUCCACCUGAGGCUUUUUGGCGAACUCUGGUUGCCAACAGAGCAUCAUCGGACAGUCCGAAGCCUCCAGAAGGCCAUUGGCGGUUCGCGACUCGGUGGAUCUUCACUAGAAGACCCAAAGACGGCAACCUGGACACGGGUGCUUUAUUGAGAGACAUCUCUGGUAAUGUCGCCACCCCAAUCGUUCCGUUCUUGCAUCGUCUGCGAGCUGUGAUCUGGAAUCGGUCACUGAUCAAAACCAAGGGGCCGGACCCGCAAUCUCUUGGAUUUCUUGGACUCGCUCCUCCCGAUUCCGAGGCCGGCGAUAUCGUAUGUAUACUUGAGGGUUGCAGCGUACCGGUUGUCCUGCGACGCAAAACACGAACCCCACACGCCUCGUUGCCCAAAGUCUCCAAGCGUGGAGGGCGUACAAGAGGCUCCCUGCCUCCAGGUGGUGGCGGUAUCAAGCCCAACAUGCAAAAUACAUCGGCCACAAUGGCGAGUCAAGACGUUGGUGGCGGCGGCCUCCAUGGAAGUCAAGACUCCGAGACACAGCGAGAGCAAAUCGAGUACUCGUUCAUUGGAGAAUGCUAUAUCCAUGGCAUGAUGGACGGCGAAGCAUUUGAUGUGCAAAAGAGAUUUAAACUUGCGAGCAAAGAGUUCCGUAUCGGAUGUGUGGCCACGGAAUGUAAUUGUGACAAGUGUGAUCCGACGAAGUCUCGCAAGUCUUCGUAGUUUGUUAUUGUUG